CCAUGGCUCUCUGCCUUUGACUUAUGGUAAUGGGGCGGGGUUAGCUCUUCUGCCUGAGAGGAACAGGCACUGCUAAGGCUUCAGCAUGGGGUGCAGCAUAUCCUGGUGAAUUAUCUUCUGCCUAUAACUUCGGUACUUCAAACUCCGGCCAGGACAGAGAAAGAAUGGCAAGCCAUCCUUUAGCAAGUGGGGGAAUUGGAAAAGGCCCUUCUGGUGCUCAGUCUGGAAUCCACGGGGAGAUCUGGGCAACAACUGGGCAGAAGAUCCUAGAGGAGAAAACCACCCUUUCAAAAAUUCAGCCCUGGAACUUCAGGAGCUUCCAAUACAAGGAGGAUGAAGGCCCCCGAGGACUUUGCAGCCGGCUCCAUUCCUUUUGUAGUCGAUGGUUGAGACCAGAAAAGCACACAAAAGUGCAGAUGCUGGACCUGGUGGUUCUGGAGCAGUUCCUGGCGCUUCUGCCCCUGCAGAUGGAGAGCUGGGUGCGGGAGUGUGGAGCAGAGACCAGCUCCCAGGCGGUGGCCCUGGUGGAAGGCUUCCUCCUGAGCCAGGCGGAGGAGAAGAAGGAGCAGGUUGAGUUGCAGUCCUUCGCAAUGGAGAUCAGAGAUCCUGAGAGAAAGAGGCAUCUGUCAAAUCUCCCUCAAGAACUGUCUUUCAGGGGGAUCCCUCAGGGAGAUCCAAUUCAGGACACCUCAGGAGGGAAGAAUAGAAGGAAGUUGACUCUUUGUUUUGGGGGAGCAGAAACCAGGAUUGAACCUCCAACUCAGGAGGUGAUGAGCCCACCCUCUCCAUCCUACAUCUGCUUGCCUCGGUAACAGUGGCCAAAGUUUUCAGCACAUCCCGGUCUCCACCUGCCCUGCUUGCUGGGCCUGCUGCUGCUGGGACACUUUUGGCCGCUGGCUGCCAAGCGGCUGCCUCUGCUGCUGUUGGCCUCCUGGCAGUGUUUCUUUCGGCCAUCCUACUGGGCUGUCCUGUGUGCUGCAGGGUCAGUCAUCCCAGAUCUAUGACUUCUGGAGCGCCCCCUUGCUGCAUGGGCUUUGCAGAACCAUAGGUCUGCAACAACAGCUAUGCCUUCUCCCUUCGAAAACACGCCAGGAUGUAAUCUGAAUAACAUCACCCGAGAGGUCUCAUGGAGAGGCGGGUGAGCCCCUUGCCCUUCGCUGUGCGGCUUCUCUCCCAUGUUUCGCCUAUGCUUUAGCCUAGCCUUGCCCUCUAUUUAUUUUAUUUAUUUUUAUUUAUUAAUUUAAUUUGUAUACCGCCCUUCUCCCAGAAGGGAUUCAGGGCGGUGAACAGCCAAAAUUAAAAAACAUACAAAUGCAAAAGUUAAGAUAAUUAAAAGAAUUAAAUCACUGGCUACCCAAUUUAAAACCCCAAAUCCAUAAAAUUUAAAAUCCCAAUUAAAAACCAUUUAGGCUAGGCUGGCUUGAUGAAAUAAAAACGUCUUCAGGGCUUUACGGAAGGUCCGGAGGUCCGGGAUCAAUCGUAUUCCAGGAGGCAGCUCAUUCCACAGGGCGGGUGCCCCCACAGAGAAGGCUCGCCCCCUGGGGGCCACCAGCCAACAUUGCCUGAUCGACGGCACCCCGAGGAGGCCCUCUCUGUGAGAGCGUAUUGGCCGGUGGGAGGUUAUCGGUAGCAGCAGGCGGUCUCGCAAAUACCCUGGCCCUAAGCCAUGGAGCGCUUUAAAGAUGAGAACCAACACCUUAAAGCGCACCCGGAAGACCACCGGGAGCCAAUGCAGCUCGCGCAGGAGAGGUGUUACGUGGGAGCGCCACGUCGCUCCCAUAAUCACCCGCGCGGCCGCAUUCUGCACCAGCUGGAGCCUCCGGGUGCUCCUCAGGGGGAGCCCCAUGUAGAGAGUGUUACAGUAGUCCAGGCGUGACGUAACCAAGGCAUGAGUGACUGUGCACAAGGAGUCCCGAUCCAGAAAGGGGCGCAACUGACGUAUCAGGCGAACCUAUAUCAGGCGAACCUAUAUCACCCUCCAAAGAGGGAGGCCAAGCUUCAAAGGGGAUGGGAGGACCGGGACAAAUCUGAAAAAAACAGACCCUUCCUUCCAUGCCAGGUUUCCGUGAGCAAGCCCGGGGAGCAGCUGGCGAAGAUGCAGCCCUCAAGUGACUGCUCUCCCUUUUUUCCUUCUCCUUCCUUCUGAAGUGAGGGUCGAAAAGCCCCAUCAUUUCCAGCCACCAUCCCACCACCUGUCUUUGCUUACAGAGUGUGUGGCACAGCUGGAGGAUUAGGUUGGAUGACAGGGGCCGAAUGUGCACAAGUUGUGGCGUGGCACCACCCUGCCCUGCCACUUGCCUUCCCUCACCUCGCGGGGGCACCAGCAAGAGAUGUGUGGGGGCAGGUAGGGAAGGCAUGCGAUCCAGCCCACCAGACAUGCCAUGAGGUUGCCUGCUCUGUAGUAGUUGCGGGCAAGCAAACAUGGACAGAGUGGGCAGAGGGUCCACACGGCGCAUCUGGUAGGCCAGAUUGCAUACCUAUCCCACCCCACCCACGUCUCUGCCAGUGCCACUUCUAUGAGGCGAGGCAGGGGUGGCACCACGGCAGGGCUCCUACAUUCUCAGCCCCUGCCAUCCAGCCUGAUCCUCCAGCUCCACCACUGCACUCCAAAGAAGAAAAGAUAGAUGGUGGGACAGAUCGCAUGCCUCCACCUUCCCUUGUGCAGGCCAAAGUUGUUCCAGACAUUAUCUGGCCCCGCACAUGUGCUCACCAUCUCCUAUGACGGCCAUGUCCACUGCCCCACCCUCCCUGAUGACGCACUGAACUCAGGCUUAUUUUGGGGGUAGGGCUUAUAUUAUGAGCAACAUGGAAAAUCAUGCUAGGUCUUAUUAUCGAUAGAUUGUAUUUUCUGGGAAUCACGGUAUUCUCCAUGCUUUUCAAUAAAAAAUGUUUUACAUAA
This is a messenger RNA of Pantherophis guttatus, 2899 nucleotides long. Its product is annotated as zinc finger protein 24-like. The record is from RefSeq and is a predicted model, not a curated record. Lineage: Eukaryota; Metazoa; Chordata; Lepidosauria; Squamata; Colubridae.